Stylophora pistillata is the source of this 1522-nucleotide messenger RNA. RefSeq names its product death domain-containing ATP nucleosidase. Gene Ontology annotation, biological process: nucleoside metabolic process; signal transduction. NCBI's taxonomy places the organism in Eukaryota, Metazoa, Cnidaria, Anthozoa, Scleractinia, Pocilloporidae. The record is from RefSeq and is a predicted model, not a curated record. Gene Ontology annotation, cellular component: cytosol. Gene Ontology annotation, molecular function: protein binding; adenosylhomocysteine nucleosidase activity; methylthioadenosine nucleosidase activity.
CAUCUCAGUAUUUGUUCAUAUUUCAUGCAGCAUGUAGUGGAAACGUACUUGUAAUAGCUGCAAAUUUUUGUCGAGUUCAUUUUUCGGUUGACCAAAAUUUUGGUCAUUUCGUGGGGCAGUGUGGAGUUAACUAGCUAUUCAGGGCCACCAUGGCAAUGAGUGUCAAUUGAUAUCAUCGCUUCAUCUUCAAACUUUUGCAAGUCAACCAGGCACAGUGAAACAUGGCGAACACUAUCCACACCAAUGAAAAAGGAAAUCCUGGCGCAAGAAUGGGAGAACCUCCGAAAAUUGAGGUUGAAGUGCCUGAGAAACAGGAUCUCCCCAGUACGGCAUCGCCUUGGGAAGAAAUCGAAACAGAAUUCUUGCCAGUUGAUUUUCUGCUUUUAACAGCAAAGGAUUGUGAAUAUCUAAGCUGCCUCGCCUUUCUCCAUGACAUCAAGAGGGGUUAUACAAAAGAUCUUGGCCCUGCGUAUUUUGGGUUUAAUAGCCAAGAUGAGCCAAAAUUCAAAAUUGCGGUGAUUAUAUGCCUCAUGGGUUCCAGCGGUCCUGGUGGCUCCAUAGUUGUAGUCCAAGAGGCAGUUCCGAUCUUAAGGCCCAGAGCAGUUAUCUGUGUGGGUUACUGUGGUAGCUUGAACGAGGAGAAAGCUAAGCUUGGUGAUGUCAUUGUAUCUUCCAAGUUGACGACUUACGCCUUCGCCAAAGAAUGGGAGGACGGGAUCGAAGAACGUGGCUUGGUUGUUCCUCCAAAUAAGGAUAUGGCUAACCUUAUCAAGAAUGUCGGGGAUGGUUGGAAGGCACCUUUAACAAACGCAGACGACCUGAAAGUGACACUACGCACUGACGGCGUUUUUCUCAGUGGUCCUCUGGUGCUUAACAACCCAGAACUUCUGAAUAAAUUGAAUAAUCGAUUUCGCCAAGGAACUGCCAUCGAGAUGGAAGGCGAAGGUCUUUACACAGCCGCUCAUAGACAUGGAAUUGAAUGGUUAGUUAUCAAAGGAGUCUCAGACUUCGCCGGUAGCUGUGGCGGUAAAUCUAGCACUGAUUCUUGGAGGCCAUUCGCCAGUGUAAUGGCAGCCUCCGUUGUUUUUCAUAUGCUAAAUGACACUGUUGUGUUUGAGGACUGGCCCCACUAUGAAAAUACAUCAAAUCGAAAGAGACCGUCGUCGAAUACUAAUCAUGCAACAGCAAAGGUGACCAGAGUCACCAGAUAAAUCCCAUAAUGAUUCCAGGACAUGAGACAGGUAUCGAGAGUCGCUAGCGAUGGCACCGGAAUCUAUCAGGACCAGGAAGUUUUGGCCUCCAGUUUCGGUUGUUAUUUUUUCUCCGAAACACUGGUUUCGUUCGCUGUAAAACAGGUUCAGGCAGGCUCAGGCAGGCUCAGCGAAGCAUCGAGAUUUUUCAGCAAUAGAUAGAAUUGGAUGUUAUUGUUCCAGUGAGUUCUAAGGAAGUUGUAGACUUUUCUUGAGAAAGACUAGCAUAGCAAUACUUUGCGGAUUAAAUAAAAAUGCAGUUGAAUUGCCUA